CCUCAUUGAGUACUCAGAAGAGUCGAAAACUGAAUCAUUUGUCUGUCACUGUUUAUGAUAGACGAUAGAGAAACACCUGUUUUCUCAUUACUGUUGUGUGAAAGCGUGAUUUAAUCUCAAAUUAUAUUUUUUCCUUCAAUCCUUUUGAAUAUUCAUGUAGAUGUGGGCCUGGGUGUGCAAUUUGUACGAGGAGAAGAGCAGCACCCAUAACCGCGUCUUACACUCACAUCCACGUUCACACCCACAUCCAAACCCUCACUACUCGGAAUACGCUGCUGAAGGUUUAUAAAAUAGAAAACGUCAUUAAGAAUUAUUUCAGUUGGCAUCGAACUAUCGUAAACAUAUACAAAAUAGAAAGACGAAGUUUGCUUGCUUUCUUAUACGUGCAUACUAGUGAUAAUUUUUUUCCUUCUCAUAUCUCCUCAAGAUACCGAAUUUCGCAAUUCGUUUUUUUGCUAUGUUAUCAGUCGCUUUUUCAAGGUGUCUUACGAAAAUAAACAAAGCAAGUGGGAAAAAACCCACUGUUGUAUGUUUUAUAAAGCUAUGAUUAAAGUCGUCAUAAUACUGUUCUACGACUGGAUAAGGACAAUAGUGAAAUAUUUAAUUUCUAUUCCAAGCCAAUAUGACAUCUCAACAGUUGCACAAUAUUCUUUGUGGCAUUUCACAUGACUUGUCGAUUCCCGAUGAAAUAAUUAAAAAGGGCAAUGAAUAUAUGCAGAAAACAUUUUUAAUUUUACAAAAGAAGUCCCGUUACACACUUGACCGAUGUCGAUUAUUGGGUGGUGUCAGCAAAAAGACAUCUAUAACAUUAAAAUUUGAUUAUGAUUGCGUCAUUUUUGUCAAUGAUUUGGAACCUCCAUUUGAGAAGCUUUUGCAUGAAUGGGAUACUAUUCUGACAUUGGAUUUAAACGAAAUCAUUGGUGAAACGAACCUCACAAAACAUAGCAUUCAAUUCGAAAUAGAUGGAUUUGAAUUUGACAUUUUGCCUGCAUCCAAUUAUGCUGGAUUAAAUCAUGACAUUAAAAAGCAAGCUUGCAUUAUCUGGGAAAAAAUCUCAAACGAACAAGAUAUUGAAAAAAAGAGAAGAGUAUCUUCAUUGUACAGUUCAGGAUUAUCAGAAUUAGCAUUAGAAUUCAUAAAGAAACAAUCCGGUUUCGUUCAUGACUUAUGUCGCUUGGCAAAAUUUUGGAAUGGUACCAUUUUAUUUGAACAAUAUGUUAGUGGUCGCUCCAGUAUUAUCGAAUAUUUGGCAGUCAAGGCAGGACAAGAAGAAGAAGAAGCAGCGAUCAAUAACACAUUAUCGAUGCUCCGUGCAUUUCGUCGUUUUCUAAACCGUCUGAGCAAAUAUGAGCAGAUCAGUAUAAUUUUCUCGAAUUUUUAUGUCCAAGAAUUAGUAUCCAUACGUGAAAAACCGUACUUAAUUGAUCCAACAAAUCCAUACAACAAUCUUUUUGCCAAUCUACCACAUCGGUUCUUACCUACAUUAGCAGAAUGUUCGAAAAAAACGUUGCAACGUUUGGAAAAAUGUGAAACUAAUUUUUUGGUUGAAGUAGAAAAACUAUUUGAUCCACAACCUGAUCUGCGUAGUUUGUUUCCAUCUCAGAUGAAUAUGCAUUGCAUAACUACAAUAAUGUGCGUCAAUCAGAAUUGCAAUGAGAAAUCCAAACGAUUGAUUGUGCGUCGAAGUACAUUUCAUUCGAAUAUUCUAGAACAGAUGAAAGAUUUGAUGAAUCAUGUACUAAAAUACAUAAUCACUGUUGUCAAUACCAAAUCUGUAGGAGGUGAUAUUGGUGAAAGUAUAAAACAAGCAACUGAACAAUUGCUCAAUCGUUCGCUAUAUAAAGAAGAUCAUCGAUGGGUACCAAGUGACAAAAGGCACGAAGACUGUGAUAUUACCUUUAUUUUGCCAUUGAAUACGACAAAGAAAGACGCGUUAUAUAUUUCAAUGACUCAAUAAAGUUUUUUCGAGCACUAGAAUUGUCUGUUCGAAGCUUGGCAGCAUCAAGUUUCUUUCAAUUUUCAACCUGUCCUCUGCACUCAUUGUUCGAUUAUAACGAAACAAUUUUUGAUAAUCACUAAGAAAGACUCUCACUUCUGGUUAGCACGAAAACAUUAUCUUCUUGUAAAUAUGGUUUCUCUAUUUGUUUUUUGAAACAUAAAUAUUUAUGGGUAUUAAAAUACAAGGUGAAAAAAAUAAUACCAUUCAACCUUCGCCCCACGAAUGUGCGAUAAACAAGUUAAUCUUAUUUUGGAUAUCUUUUGACUACAGAGUGCUUUUUUAAUCAAUCAUUCUCGAAUGCUAAUUCGAAAUCCAAUGAAUUUAGCGUGACAUAGGCAUUGAGAAAUAGUGGCAACGGAUCUAUCAUCAUUCAACAUAUUUGGGGUGUGGGUGUGCGUGUGGAUGUAGGUGUGGAUAUAGCUGUGGGUCUUCUCUUUAAACGCACACCCAACAAUGUCCAAGUGUAUCAUUAUUAAGAGAUGAAGAUUCAACAUUAGAAUCUUUUCGAGAUAGACCUAUUAAAGCAUUACGUGUUGUACCUGUUACAAAUUCAUCAUCAAACAACGAACUUUUAUUGGUAUUUCGUCAAUUAGGAAUAUAUGUAAGUUCUUCAACAGGAAUACAAACACGUCAUAGAGAAUUAAUGUUGAUAGCAUUAGCAAUAUCAACAGCAUUUAAUCAUCCAUAUUUACUUAUUUAUACUGAAAAAUCAGUUGAUAUAUAUGAUGUACCAUCAGCUACAUGGUUACAAUCAUUACCAUUAUCUCGUACACGUUCAUUAACAGCAGAUGAUAAAGGUGAAAGUUUACAAAUAAUAUCAGGUUUAAAACAAGUUAGUCCAACAAAUACAUUAUCAUCUAUAAGUUAUGGUGGUAGUGGUGCAACAUUAAAUAAUCAUAAUAAACGUUCACUUAUAUCUGAUAUUUCAACAUUUGCAUCAGAUUUAUCAACAACAAAUAAAGCUGCUAUAUUAGCACCAAUCAAUUUUCGUCAUCAAGUACAUAUAGGACAUAAUGAUGAAAUAGAUCAAUUAAAUAAUAAUAAUAAUAAUAAAUCAGGUACACAUGAGCAACAACAGUCGAACAGUGUCAAACAACAACAACAACAAGUGACUAGUAGUGGAAAUUCAACAUUACCAUCUCAAUCAUUUUCAUUUAAAGAUGAUGAUGAUAGUGAUCAAUCUCUUGAAUGA
Molecule: messenger RNA, 3191 nt
Organism: Rotaria sordida
Lineage: Eukaryota; Metazoa; Rotifera; Eurotatoria; Philodinida; Philodinidae
Source: the annotation of a GenBank genome assembly